ACUCCCGCUGCAAUAUUUGGACAAUGGCACCUCUUCACAGAGCCGAGAGUAAACGGGGACAGUUCAUUAGCAACGUUUCCCUUCAUUGGGCCAUUUAUUCGCAGCGUCACGCGUGAAAGGAGAAAACGCCAAACUUUUCCGAGCACUGGGCUUAAUCCAAAGGACGUUUAAAACUAGUAGAACCGUAGCACUUCACAGCUGCGAGUACCGUGAGGAGAAAAGCGGCGGGCGGGCGAGCAAGCGAGCGCGCGCCCUGUGCGUUUCCACUGACGCUCUUCGGCUACUUGUCUUGCGCUAAUCAUCCUGUGCCGCUGCCUCGUUUCUUCUUCGCCGCAGCCUCUGUGCUGGAGUCGCUGGUACGUGCAGUAGUCGCAAUUGUAGCUGUGGCUGUGAGCGCGAGCGAGCGCGCGCGCGCGCCGCGGGGCGAGUCUCGGCCGCUGUCUCGGUUGCGGCUCCCUUUUUUCUCUGGAGGAGGAGGAGGAGGAGAAGCGCAGCCAGGAUUCGGCAGAGGGCCGCCAUUAUCGGAAAGCUCGGGAAAGGCGGACGCAACACUUUCACGCGGGCACUCUCUUCACGAAAAAGCUGCGCGUUCGCGGCAGAAACGCCGUGCUCGCCCGCAUUUUCUUUCUUUUUUUUUUUUUUCUUCCCCGAGCGGGUGAAGCGGUGUUUGUCCGAACCGCGGCUGUUGUGGCGGGGCCGUGCGCGCGCUGCAACUCCGCUCGAGCGCGGACAUAACAAAGAGCGUUAGAGUUGGAGAAAAACGGCGUGGCUCGGGAAGCAGGCGGCCACGCGAGGGGCUUUUAAUGGGCUGAGGCGCCCCGUCGUCGGUGCGACACCCUGACAUCUUUGAGGCGUUUUUCCCCGGCGCGCGCGCGCACACCGUGUGAGGAACAACGGAGAAAAUGAGACACGCGUUGUCAUAUGUUCGAGACGAAAUGUGAAAAUUGACGGCGAGCCGGAGAGGGGAAAAAAAAAAAAACGAACAAGUACAUUUUUGGAUGUAUAUUAUUAUUCUUUUGUGCUUUAUUGAUUUCUGUGAAAACCGGCUGAAAGUGCACCUUCUCAAGGCCAAGAGCGGAGCAGGAGAGAAGAGGAGGAGGAGAGCUGCGCGAUGAUGAUUCUCCGCUGACACUCUUCUGAUUUAACUGUCUGCGCUGUGUAAGCAGACCUGACUCCCCUCUCAGGACUCCCCUUAGGCCUGCCUGGUGUGAGACCCUAUUUGGCUUUUGCUGGAUCAGAACACAAAUACAAGGACCUCAUGGAUCUAGCUGAAGCAACACCUUUUCCUUCUACUGAACGAUAAUCUGCUCCUCCUCCACCUUUCACAACCUCCUGUGCCACAUUCCCAUAGUUGACUACCAAUUGCCCCACCCUCUCCCUCCAUCCUUACUGCUCUUCUUCAGUGAGAGGACACAAAAUAUUUUUGCUACAAAAGAAAGUAACAAUUGAUAUGGAACAUAUAAUGUCUAGAUCCAGAAUCAGCAGAACUAUAAAAUAAGUGUAAAGUUAAAGAUGAACAAAUGUAAUCCAAUAAGACAUCAAUUAAAUACUGUAUAUUAAUCAUUUAAAAGUUUUUUAUGGAUAGACCACUGUGGCCUGCUCUCUCAAUCUUCUAAGCAUGGCAGGAUGAGUGUUAGUGUGCGAUGAUGAUGGCAAAAAAACAAGACGUCCGGUCGCCCACAUAUAACCUUGUUGUGGUGGGUCUGUCCGGGACGGAAAAAGAGAAGGGACAGUGUGGUGUGGGCAAGUCCUGUCUAUGCAAUCGCUUUGUCCGGCCAAGUGCUGAUGAUUUUUACUUGGACCAUACAUCUGUGUUGAGCACCAGUGAUUUUGGUGGUCGUGUAGUUAAUAAUGACCAUUUCCUAUACUGGGGAGAAGCAUGCCGUACAUUGGAGGAAGGACCUGAAUGCAGGAUGCAUGUGGUGGAGCAGACUGAGUUCAUUGACGAUCAGACCUUCCAGCCACAUCGCAGUACAGCUCUGCAGCCCUACAUUAAGAGAGCUGCCUCCAAUAAGCUAGCCUCUGCUGAGAAGUUGAUGUACUUCUGCACAGAUCAGCUUGGUUUGGAACAGGACUUUGAGCAGAAGCAGAUGCCAGAGGGUAAAUUACUGGUGGAUGGCUUUUUGCUCUGUGUGGACGUGAGCCGGGGCAUGAACCGCAACUUUGAUGACCAGAUGAAGUUUGUCACUAACUUACACAAUCAGUUGGCAAAAACAAAAAAGCCAGUGGUGUUGGUUCUCACUAAAUGUGAUGAGGGUGUUGAGCGCUACAUUAAGGACUGUCAUACUUUUGCCUUAGCUAAAAAGAACCUGCAGGUGGUAGAGACAUCAGCACGCUCCAAUGUCAAUGUGGACUUGGCCUUCAUCACGCUAGUGCAACUCAUUGACAAGAGUAGAGGCAAGCUUAAGAUUGUCCCGUAUUUUGAAGCACUCAAACUUCAAAGUCAGCAAAUUGCCUCUGCAAAGGAUCGCUAUGAAUGGUUAAUAAGUCGCAUUGUAAAGAACCAUAAUGAGACUUGGCUUAAUAUCAGCCGACGCAUGCAGACAUCUUCAGAAUACAGGGAAUAUGUGUUCCUGGAGGGCACAGCUAAGGCUAAGAAGCUGUUCCAACAGCAUGUAUUCCGUCUUAAGCAAGAGCACAUUGAAAGACGUCGCAAGAACUAUCUAAUUGCUCUACCACAGGCACUGCACUUCUUGAUACCUGAUUUGGAUGAGGUUGAUCAUUUGAGUUGGUCUGGAGUACAAAAAGUCCUAGAGAAUAAACAAGAGUUUUCUGAUUGGUUUGUGGUGCUUGAUGAUGCACCAUGGGAGGAAACGUCACAUAUUGACAACAUGGAGGAUGAUCGCAUUCCACUGGACUUGCUGGAGACACCUGCAGCAGAGAAUAUCUAUGACACUCAUUUGGAACAUCUGCGCAAUGAACGCAAAAGAGCAGAAAUGCGGCAGGAGUUCAAGGCAAAGCUGAUCUCAUCACCAUUUAUAACAGCUGGUAAGCCUUGGGAGGAGGCACGAAGCUUUAUCAUGAACGAAGACUUCUAUCAGUGGCUACAGGAAACAGAGUACUUGGAUAUCUACAAUCAGCACCAAAAGGAAAUAAUUGACAAAGCUAAGGAUGACUUCCAAGAGCUUUUGUUGGAGUAUUCUGAGCUCUUCUAUGAGCUAGUAGUGGAUGCCAAGCCUAGCAAAGAAAAGAUGGGGGCAAUUCAGGAGGUUUUGGGGGAGGAACCCCGUUUCAAAGCCCUGCAAAAGCUGCAGGCAGAAAGGGAUGCCCUUGUACUAAAACAUAUUCACUUUGUCUACCAUCCCACAAAGGACAUUUGCCCAAGUAGUCCAUUUUGUAUGGACAGCAAAAUUGAACAAAUACUAGCCUCACGCUUCCCUACCCGAUAUCCCUUUUUUGAUUGCAAGGCCCAGUCAGGUGAGGUCAAAGCAGAUCGAAUCAACUUGGUGAUCCUAGGUAAGGAUGGUCUUGCAAGAGAAUUGGCUAAUGAGGUCCGGGCACUGUGUACUAAUGAUGACCGGUACAUGCUUGAUGGAAAAAUGUAUGAGUUGGUACUUCGGCCAAUUGAGGGUAAUGUCCGCCUUCCAGUUAACUCCUUUCACACGGCCACUUUUAAUCCUCAUGGUUGCCUGUGUCUCUAUAACUCUAAGGAGUCACUAUCGUAUGUUGUGGAGAGUAUUGAGAAGCUUCGAGACUCUACACUUAGCCGAAGAGAUAACAGCUUAUCCCACCUUCCUCUGUCUCUUCUUUUGGUCACCAAAAGAGGUGUGGGUUCAAUUAGUGACAUUGGUGGAGAGACAGCACAGAGCUUGAUUGCACAGGGGCAGCAGGUUGCUGGAAAACUGCAGUGCAUUUUCUUAGACCCUGCGUCCCCUGGAAUAGGCUGUGGGCGUAAUGUAAGUGAGAAGCAGCUCAACCAAGUCUUGAAGUGUCUCUUAGAUUCCAGGAGGAAUCUGAAUUUUGGUAACCGUUCUCCACCCCUUCCCCCGCUUCCUUCGGGUAUUAGAGACUUACACCACCAGCACAGUCUCGAGGCAGAUUUGCGCAUUGUUAUGUGCCUAAUGUGUGGCGACACAUAUGAUGUUGACCAGCUUCUUUCGCCAUUUUUGUUGCCCCAGCAUUGCCGACCAAUGUCUAGCCUACCUAGUGGCACUUCAGUGCUGCUGGAAUUAGCUGUGGGAGGCCAACGGCAGACAAUUGAACUCUCCCUGCUUUCCUAUCAUUCAUCUUUCUUGUUGCGCAAGAGCCGACUAGUACAUGGCUACAUUGCUGUUUACUCAGCCCGCCGCAAGGCCUCCCUUGAGACCCUGUGUGCUUUCCUAUGUGAAGUACAAGACAUAAUUCCAGUGCAGCUGCUGGCGGUCGGAGAGAACCAGACAGAGCUGACAGACUGUGAUGUCACACGAGAGCGGCUUAUACAGGGGGAAGAGCUAGCGCAUGAGAUCGAAGCCCGCUUCAAUACUGUGGUUUGUGGGCCUGGUGGGGUGGUUGGUGGCUUGCACAGAAUAGACAUGCUUCAGCCUUUCCUGAAAGAUGUUGUGGAGAAGCGCACCAUUGUGGAGGCAACACAUAUGUACGACAAUGUUGUUGAGGCCUGCACUACUAAUGAGGGCAUUCACUCUCCUCGCUGUGGCUCACCUAGUCCUGUCACUGCACUGGUGGACUCAGAGGAUGAUGUAGAGCCUUCACCACCAUACCCCACCUUGCGGGAUGAUAAUACUAGCAACAUCUUCAAGCUACCUGACUUAGAGUCCAGUGAUACGUUUUCCGUUAUCUCAGAAAUCAGCUCAUUUGAAAGCAAACUCAAUAACAAGGUCCCACCCCAAGUACGUCCAAAGCCAACUGUCAGUUUUGACUUCCGCAAGGUCAACCUCAAUCCUUACAUUGACCCAGCAGGUAAACGCAAAUCAUUGCCUACAGCUAUGACCUGGCCCCAAGGAGUAGAUGGUGGAUAUGACCCUUCAGACUAUGCUGAACCAAUGGAUGCAGUUUGCAAGCCCAGGCCCACUGACGAAGAGAACAUUUACUCAGUGCCCCAUGAUAGUACCCAGGGCAAGAUCAUUACCAUUCGCAAUGCUAACAAAACGCACUCCAACGGAGGAGGUAAUGGAUCGGAUAGUGAGGCAGAGAGCAGUUCUCUUGAGCGCAGACGCAAGCUGUCUGCCAUGGGGAUCAAGCCCAGGCUCUAUCGUGACCGAUCAAAGCGCCUGGGCAGGUUCAGCAGCUUCCGCACCAGCUUCUCCAUUGGCAGUGAUGAUGAGCUGGGAGUUUCAUUAAAGACCAAGGAGGACGAGGCAGGUGCGCAAAAGGCAGACAGUUCUCUAAAUGAGGAAAGUGAAGAUCCCAAGAAGAGGAAUAUUCUGAGAAGCCUGCGUCGAACUAGCAAGAAACCACGGGCAAAGCCUCGAUAUUCAAUUUCAAAACCAAUAGAGAGCAACUACUUUGGGGUUCCUCUGGUCAAUGUCGUGUCCCCCGAUCGACCCAUUCCGCUCUUUAUUGACAAGUGCAUCCGUUACAUUGAGGCUACAGGUCUCAGUACGGAAGGAAUCUACCGAGUGAGUGGAAACAAGGCUGAGAUGGAGAGCAUGCAGAGGCAGUUUGACCAAGACCACAGUCUGGACUUGGUGGAGAAGGACUUCACUGUGAACACCGUGGCAGGAGCCAUGAAGAGCUUCUUCUCUGAGCUGCCAGAACCACUGGUCCCGUACAGCAUGCAGAUUGAGCUGGUUGAGGCAUACAAGAUUAAUGACAGGGAGCAGAGGCUACAUACUAUGAAGGAAGUACUGCGCAAGUUCCCCCGUGAGAACUAUGAUGUCUUUAAAUAUGUCAUCACCCAUCUGAACAAGGUGAGCCAAUUAAACCGUGUCAACCUGAUGACCAGCGAGAACCUCUCCAUCUGCUUCUGGCCCACCCUCAUGCGGCCUGAUUUUACCACCAUGGAUGCUCUGACUGCCACUCGCACAUACCAGACAAUCAUAGAGACCUUCAUCCACCAGUGCGCUUUCUUCUUCUACAAUCAGCCCCUCGUGGACACCCCCAGUGGCUUCCCUGGGCAGCCUGUCUCGCCCAGUACUACUACGUGCGGAGGCUCUGCCUACUCCUACUUCCACCAGCAGCCAGGCCCGGCAGUCCCACACUUCAGCCCUUUGCAGCAGUCUCCAUCCCACUCCCCACCUCCUACCCCACAGUCACCCCUGCAGCCUCUUCUGCCCCCUCUGCACCCACACCACACCCCAGCAGAGCAGCAGACGCUAUGAGAAUGAAAAGGGAUGAUUCUCACUGUAAUGCUGGAAUUAACUCAUAAACAUGCAAGCACGCACACAGAGCUCGGACAAGGCACCCACAACGGAGAAAGGAAGAAGCGAUAGAAAUCAAGGAACAUUUGAGCCACAUUAAUAAUUUUCCAUGUUUCUUCUUCCACACUUGUUUUGCACGUUUGUUUGUGUUCUCUCUUCCUUUUUAUUUUCCUUCCAUCUUAUCCCCCUGCCUCAAAAUGAAAUGCACAGUGAAACACAAAGAUGGAAGGAAGUUGUCUAAAUGCAUAUGACAUACGUGCACAUACCCACCCACACACAGAGAUGUGUCUGUACUCCUGUGGCCAGAGGAAUGUCAGCUCACCUAUGACCGAGUCACACCUUGACCAGUCACAGAUGGGGAAUUAGAGCUAAAAGGGUCCUACUGUCCCUAAUGUCGAUUCUCUUUGCAGCCUUGAGGCAUGGUGGAGCACUUGAGAAAUAAGGGUUAAUGGAUAUGGACAGAUGGACCCUUGCUGGACUCUUAAAAUGCCAGCUUCUGGAUCUCCUUCUGACCUCUUUAAUCCUCCUUGUCCAAUAGUGCGAUGCCACCACCCUGUUUCAGAAAGGACGUUUGUGGCUAGUGGACCACUCUGGUAAACCAACAUGCACUGUCUUGGAAGGAGACGGGACAGUUUACAAAGCGGGGAAUCGUCUUCCUAGUGGAGCGUUGCUGUGAUGCUCCGAAGCAGAUUGGACUGAAGCACUGGUUGAAAUGGAUGGAUGCAUUAUUAUGUAUCUCUCUUUGGAAGUCUAUGAACACACUGUUUUUUGCUUACUUUUCUGCACUAAACAAGAAACUAUGGCACCCCCACUCCUCUGAAACAUCAAUGCCAAUAAACUGAACUUGAUCUCGAAAAAAUGUUGCAGAAUGUUCAGGAUUGUCUGGCUGAAUAUCCAGCGGCCUUCUUCCUGUCUGCUAGCAGUACACGUCUAAGCUAGGAGACAUUUUAAGUAUAAUGGUUUUAUUUUCUUCCUUUUUUAUUGGGUUAGCCACCUGCCCUGCGGUUGAGUUAGUGACUUCAGACACAUGACAAGUGUGUGGGACCAAAAUGCACAACCUGUGAAUCCCACUCAUUUAUGCCCAAUAAGUCUCUAUAAUUUUUCUAGCAAUUGUGCACCCUGUAGACCAAGUCAUUCUGCAGCAAUCGAUGAAAAAGUUUGUUUGAGGUGGUAACAGUGGAGACAGAAGUUUUUUUUUUUUUUUUUUUGGUAACGUUAUUAUUGCUCAGUAGUUUGGAAGGUAGUUGCAGUUGUCUGUUGACUUGUCAGGUCUGGAGCAUCACUUUCCCACUCUUUGAAAAAUGCACCAGAAUGAAACAAGGUUUGAAACUAUGCUGGAUUCAUGGCUAAAAUGCUGGCUUUGUUUUUAAAAUAUUUGAACUUGUUUUUGAGAGGUGAUUACCUUGGACAGAGUGGAAAGGUUUUAAAACGAUUCAAAUUUCAGUGUACAAUAGAACAGAGGUGAGUGCACAACAUGUAAGAAUAGUUUGUGUCUUUUGACAUGUUUACUCUGGAUGUGGUUUGAGAUGGAAAAGUGUUGUUUGGUUUUAGUGGGUGGUUGAGUGUAAAGGUGAGUUAAGGGAUGAAUCUGUGGCUCACGAAGGAGGUAAAUGACAGUUUCAGUACUGCAAGAGGGAUCUUGCAUUUCUGGUGCACACCCAGAUAAGGGUAAAUAUAGUUCAUUUUCAUGUUCAUCCCCUUUUAAGUGUGGUACAUAUUGUGAAAAGAUCCAUGCUGAUAAAACUGGACAUCUUAUCUGGAAGUCUAGGAAACCACUAAAUUUUAGUAAUCAUUAAUUUUAUUUAUCAAGAUAAAUAAGAUUGAGGAGGACGAUGGGACCUGACUUGGAUGCAUAACUUUCACCAAAUACCCGGUUCUUGUGGGUUUUUUCUGGGCAGUCAGUAGCUGCUUAUAAGGAUGAAGGGACCGUAGUCGGAAGUUUUUAAACAUGGAGAAAUCGUUAUAAGUUAUUAAUUUGCAUUCAAUUGAUCUGAGUUUUGUUGUGACUGGCAUUUUAAAAGAAGUGUACUGGCAGUUGACUAUAAAAACAGGCAAAAAAAAAACUUUCAUUGGACAAAUUGUGCUUAAUAGGCAGAAAUAAAUGUUAGGGGAAUUUUAAGACCAUGUUGUAAACUUCAGGUAAUGAACUUGGUUCACUACCGUUUUUUUUGCAGGAAGAUUUUGCGCGCACUUCUGUGUGUGUGUGUGUGUGUGUGUGUGUGUGUGUGUGUGUGAGAGAGAGAGAGAUCUGAGCUCUGUUGUGACUGGUCAUGUUACUUGUGCUCAGCAGUGCUCUGGAUGCUGGAAAUGAUGGAGUGCUGCUUCCACCUACUGAGCAGAAGCCACUGUGCACAACAGGCCGCAGGAUCACAGCACCUCAUUUGAAACGUCCCAGCUUGUCUAAAACGUGCUUUCAACUAAUAAUGUUUAUGUAACUUUAUAUUUUGUGGCAGUCGCAUGGAUCCCCGGCCUCAAAAGGCAUAAAUGUCUAGUCAUAAUCGUACCUUCCUGCUGAAGAAAAUGUGCGCACACAUCGUCUGAACCGCUUGUCCCAUUCGGGGUCGCGGGGAGCCGGAGCCUAGCCCGGCAACAC
This is a messenger RNA of Scleropages formosus (Asian bonytongue), 8889 nucleotides long. RefSeq names its product rho GTPase-activating protein 35-like. Gene Ontology annotation, biological process: regulation of axonogenesis; Rho protein signal transduction; regulation of cell size. The transcript is spliced from 8 exons. Gene Ontology annotation, molecular function: GTP binding; GTPase activator activity; GTPase activity. The record is from RefSeq and is a predicted model, not a curated record. Gene Ontology annotation, cellular component: cytosol. Lineage: Eukaryota; Metazoa; Chordata; Actinopteri; Osteoglossiformes; Osteoglossidae. Bases 1644 to 6257 code for a protein of 1537 amino acids.